GCAACUUGCUGAAAUAAAAUACGUUUUUUUUUUUUACAUUUAAUAUAAAAUAAGUUUGUUUUUUUGUUUUUUCACUUUUUGUUUCAGUUAAAAUUGACUAUUUCAAGUAAAAUUAUGUUUUUAUGGCUUUAUUUUUAGUUGAUAAUAUUAUAUACUGAUAAUAUUGUUUGUAGCUAAAAUAAAUUAGCAUUAGCAUUUUCAUUAGCAUCUCAGACUUUUGGACCCUAUAAUAAUAAUAAUAAUAACAGUAAGCAAGUAUUUAUUUAUUUUACAUUCUAAUACAGUAGGGUCCAACAGUCUGAGACCAGUAAUGGAAACGUUAAAUUUACUUUUUCAUUACAAACAAUAUUAUCGGCAUAUAAUCUGAGUGAAAAGUGAAUCUGAAACAUUCAGUAUUUGGUGUUUCUCUUUUUUUAUGUAAAUAAAUUAAUAUAAUAAAGCCUUAUUAGGAUUUUUUGGAAGAUGAUAAUUUUACAGAAUUACUUUUUAAAACACUUCAUCUUCUAGAGAAGAAAAAAUGACUUCUGCGUGUUUGAUCGCAGACUCUUGUGUUUCAUGUUGUCUGGCAGACUCACCACAGAUGUGUCAAACUUGGCACUGAACAGAAAGAGGAAUUAAACUUGCCUCCACACUCUUUAAAUAAAGGUGCUUUAUGCCACAGAAGAACCUUUCUGUCUAAAUGGUUCCAUAAAUAACCUUUAACAUCUGAAGAACCUUUCCGUUUCACAAAAGCUUCUUUGUGGCGAAAGAAGGUUCUUCAGAUUAUAAAAAGGUAAGAAAGAGAUGAUUUUUAAGAACCUUUGACUGAAUGGUUCUUUGUGGAAUCAAAAAUGGUUCUUUUAUGGCGUCGCUUGAAGAACCUUUUGAAUCACUUUUAUUUUUAAGAGUGCAGUGGCAGCUCCAGGAUUUUUUUGUUGGGGGGGCUUAACAGUUCAGAGGGGGUGCUACAAAACUAAUUAAAUUGAGUGAAAGUAAUGAACUUCAACCAUCUAAAUAGCAUGCAAAUUCAGCCACCUUGUGUUUUUUAUAUACAGCAGCUUCGAAAAAGGCAUUUUACUUUUUUUAUCUGUAAUAUAACUAAUAAUGCCAACUGUCAAAUAUGACAAUUAAUACAAUUUAUGAAUGCACAUAGAAAAGAGAAAGUAGGGAUUUUUAUUCUUUGUUUUAUUUUUUUAUUUUUACACAUCCAUUUAGUCAUUUUUUCUGACCAUCAAUCACUUUCAAUUCCAACUGGCAGGAAAACAUGGUAAAUUCGAACCAUUUUUUACAAUAAAUAAAGUGCUGACAAUUCAUUCAACUACGGGCCCCGUGUGUUGAGGGGGGUUCCAAUUAAUAUAGGCCUGUUACAUUCUUCUUAUUAGGUCUAUUAUUAUUAUCAGGUUACUUUUAUUAUUAAAUCAGUGAUAAUUUCAUAGCGCAUCACCGCAUGACGCGCUGUGAGGAUAAUUAAAGUUAAGACUAUUAACUUACUCCUCGUUGAAAUUGUUUUUUUUUUUUUAACAGGUCUAUUAAUUUAUACAAUAGCCCCGCCUUAGCGCCACCACUGCCUGCCUCAUACACAUUUCAACAUCUCUAAAAGAUAAAUAUGAAACACGCAUUCAGUAUAAUGACUCAAAACACUGAAACUACAGUCUGCGCAUCUAAAUAAUUUCCAAUUUGUGGAUUUCUGUUUGUAGUGACUCAUGUAAACCAAUCUGUGUGUUUACAGACUGAAGUGCUUUUCCUACACAGAAUGAUGUGAUUUAUGCAAUAAAUAAACUAUCUUAAAUAUGCAUGCACAUAAUAGUGUUUUCUUAUUUCUAAAAAUGUUCUGAGAAUAUGACGUUUCGCUCUCUGUUCAGGACGGAAUGUUUUCACCCAUAUGCCAGAGUUACAGGUAUGAAAUAUACAAGUGAAGGGAGAGGAAGAAGAGACGGAGAGUCAUGGCUUCAGAUGUGAUGUGCUUGUGUGUUUUUCUGCUCUGCUCUGGACUUCAGUUCACAACAGGUUGUGAAGUGUUUAGAUCAACGGUCAGUUGUUCUUCAGGAGAGUCUGCGCUGCUGCCCUGCAGGGAUAUAAACUCCCAGCACACAGGAGUCCAGUGGUGGAUCUGUGAUCCUCAGAUGCUCACUCUUAAAUACUCAGUGUAUCCAGCGGACGCCGUUAAGGGUCAGCGAUACAAAGACAGAGUUCAGACUCACGGGAAUCUUUCGCUGUCCAUCACUCGACUCACUGUAGACGACGCAGGAACAUAUUGCUGUAAAACAACAGACCCUGACAAAAUGAGCCAUGUUCAUCUAACUGUUGAAGGUUGUUCUGUAUCAGGGAAUGAAGGAUCAGUGGAGAUCGGCGGAUAUUCAGGGGACUCUGUGCUUCUGUCGUGUUCGGUCAAAUGUAGCGGCCGUUAUGAACCAGGUUCAGAGUUCAGAUGGAAAUUACCAAACAAUAGAGAAAUAAAGCAGGCCAUUGACUCCACUGAACUCCAUCGACUCUAUCAGGGCAGAUUUCACAUGUUUAAUAUAAGUUCAGGAAAUCUCUCUCUGCUGAUUUCUGACCUGACUGAGAAAGAUGAAGGACCGUAUUCCUGCUGGAGUAAAGAGAAUCAACACAAGAACUUCACUCUCACUGUUACAGGCUGCACAUUAUCAGAGACUGGACAGAAACCUAAAACAAAGUACACGGGUGACUCUGUGCUUCUGUCCUGCUCGUGUGAAGACCCAAACGCCAAACCUGAGGACUUCAGAUGGACCCAUGUAGAGUCCAGUGGGACUGAAGUGUCCAAUGAAACUCCACGGUAUAAAGACAGAGUUCACAUGUUUCACAAGACGACUCCAUCAAAUCUGUCUCUGUUGAUCUCCAACCUGACUGAAGACGACCAGGGCACUUACAGAUGCACAGUUAACAACAAAACAUCCGCUGACACCAAACUCAUCGUUAAAGGCUGUGUUUUAUCCGAACAUCACAUCACCAAGAGCUCAUACGCAGGAGGAUCUGUGACUCUUCCAUGUUCCUGUAAAGAUCCCAAAUCCAAACCAGAACACUUUGAAUGGAAGCGAGCAGCUGUGAAUGAGACGCUGGUUUCAGACGCCGAAGAGAUCAACGGCCGAUUCCAGAUGAUCAGAGAUUCUCCUCAUAAGCUCUUCUUACGGAUCUCAAACCUGACCGAGACUGACGGAGGAGUGUAUGUGUGUUCAGUCAACGGCAAACAAUCCAGACACGUCAAUCUCACUCUUACAGAUUCUGCUGUUAUAAAUGCUCUUGAAUAUCAAUACUAUCAGAUAUUUCUGGUCUUUCUGCUCUGUCUGAUGCUGCUGCUGGUGGUUGGAUGCAUCUGCUGGAGAUUUACAAGAGCUAAAAAAGGAAGCAUUGGAAGCCGAGAGAUCCAGAGAGCAAAUGAUGAGGAUGAGGUGACGUACUCCACUGUGAGGCAGAUUAAAGGUAGAAAACCAGCAGAAAAACGGCAACAGAAUGACGUGACAUAUGCAGCGGUUGCACUGAACAAGAGGGUUCAAUCCACUGAGGAUGACGUGACUUACUCCAGCGUCACACAUAUUAAAUGGAAAAAAAGACCUCACAAAAAGGAAGAGGAGGUUGUGUAUUCGACUAUGGCAGACAUGAGCAGAUCUGCUCAGGAUGAUGUUACGUAUUCAUCUGUAGUCCACAUCGAAUCUCACAAACCAAAAUCCUGAUAGAAGAAUGCUGAGGAGGCCACCGUCUACGCAAGUGUGCAGAAAGAUAAAGCAUGAUACACACACCUAAAACAACAUCUCAGACAUUCUGCACUGGGUUAUUGCUUUAUGAUAAUUUUAAAGAGUUGGCUUUUACAUUAAAGUGCCCCUAUUAUGGGUUAUGAAAGAUUCAUAUUUUGGUUUUGGGAGUCCCCAACAACAGGUUGAUAUGCAUGCAAGGUCAAAAAACACUUUUAUUUCCUUAUAAUAUGCAUUUAUUUUUACCUUUACCAAACGAUUCGUUCAAUGAUUAAUUUUUCCAAACCCCUCCUUUGCGUGACGCUAAUCUGCGGUGAUUGGUCGAUUUAAUUUAAAGAAGUGUUUGUGAGCUUUUAACGCUCCAAAAGCGGCACCUAGUGGCAAAGAAUGAAUUUACAUUUUCAUUCAGACCAAUGCGAAAAGACCAACAAGUGGCCGGCAAUACGCUAAUGUUUUAAUGACGACUCAUUUCAAUGAUUCAGAGUCGACUCUUUUCUUUUGAGAGACAAUAACUUUAUACACGGUGCACUUUCAGAUUUAAAACUUUGCAGGAUGUUUUCAUUCACUUAGAGCUGUUUUACACACCGCAUGAAAGCUCAUUUUCAAAAAUCCAUAAUAGGGGCACUUUAACAUAAUUUGCUUUCUAUCAUGUUUACUACUAGCUUAAUUUCAUAUGGAUAGUGUCUUGAUUUACAUUUUGUAAAAAUUAUGACAUUGUUAGAAUAAAUGCUAAAUUUCUGUUUUCUAAGAUUUUUAUAUUUUAAAGAUGAUUGGGCGAUUCAGAUUAUUUCUUAAAUACAAUAAUACAGUUUUCUUACUUUAGAGGCUCUAUAUAAAGCUAUGCUUGGAUUUUGUAUCUGUUUAAUUGCUUAAAUAUUUCUUAAAGUUAUAUUUAUUAUACACUAUUAUACACAUAAACUAUUUUCAUUUAGAAAUUGCUAGUAAAUUUCACAAAUAUUUACAAAGAGUUGGCAAGUAACAUCGAAUUAAAUGUGACAUUUUGAAGUAGACAGAGAAAUCUUAUUUGAUUAAUCAGCAAGUUCUGGUUUCAGCUUCUUGAAAAAAAAUUAUUGAAUCAUGUAUUAGAAAAAAUGCUUUUUUUAAGAAACUAAA
This is a messenger RNA of Onychostoma macrolepis, 4799 nucleotides long. RefSeq names its product immunoglobulin superfamily member 10-like. Lineage: Eukaryota; Metazoa; Chordata; Actinopteri; Cypriniformes; Cyprinidae. Bases 1923 to 3668 code for a protein of 581 amino acids. The transcript has 13 exons. Gene Ontology annotation, biological process: positive regulation of T cell proliferation; immune response; T cell costimulation. The record is from RefSeq and is a predicted model, not a curated record. Gene Ontology annotation, cellular component: external side of plasma membrane.